AUGUCCUACGUCUGCACUAAAAACACAAUCGCUCUGCUGGACUUCCCGUCUUGCGUGAUCGGUGAAGGCGCAGACCUCAGCAGCGACGCUCUCCUGGCCUGCAUCGGGGCCGCUGCUGGGGGCGCUCUAGACGCUCAGGAUGGGAAAUCUUUUGACGCCGGCAGCAGCAACUUAUUAAGCAUAGAUGCCCACUCACUAUCCUCACCCUCUCCAUCACCAUCUACAAGCAACAAUAACAAUAAUAAUAAUAACAAUAACAACAACGGUAACAACAGUUCAACAGCUGGUAUCAACAACGCCGAGACGAGUGCUGCGUGUUGCUGGCGAAAUAUGUUCUCUUGUAUCAACUUGUUGCGCGUGUUGAACAAGCUGUGCAAGUGGAAGCAUUCCCGCAUCAUGAUGCUGGUCGUCUUUAAAAGCGCCCCCAUCCUUAAACGUACUCUCAUG
Molecule: messenger RNA, 447 nt
Organism: Hyalella azteca
Lineage: Eukaryota; Metazoa; Arthropoda; Malacostraca; Amphipoda; Hyalellidae
Exons: 3
Biological process (GO): cytoskeleton organization
Cellular component (GO): cytosol
Source: RefSeq, a predicted model, not a curated record